This is a messenger RNA of Sceloporus undulatus (fence lizard), 3009 nucleotides long. It is a transcript of the gene TRMT10C, whose product is annotated as tRNA methyltransferase 10C, mitochondrial RNase P subunit. Gene Ontology annotation, biological process: positive regulation of mitochondrial translation; mitochondrial tRNA 5'-end processing. Gene Ontology annotation, cellular component: nucleoplasm; mitochondrion; nucleus. Gene Ontology annotation, molecular function: tRNA binding. The record is from RefSeq and is a predicted model, not a curated record. The coding region runs from base 144 to 1454 and encodes 436 amino acids. The transcript has 2 exons. Lineage: Eukaryota; Metazoa; Chordata; Lepidosauria; Squamata; Phrynosomatidae.
GGCCGGAAAUGUAUGGAGCCCGCGCGGCGUUGGUUCUCGAGGUGAGCGUCCAACCUUCCAGGACGCGUCCUACAUCUUAACCCUUCUGGGUCCAGGAGGGUUCCAAAAGGUCCUCCAUUUUAGAGGCUGAAGAAGUGCUGCACAUGUUAUUUCCACGCAUGAAUAUUUUAAGUAUGCAUCUAUUGAAUGCUGUCAGAAGAUCUGUCUUCCAGUUGGCUGUGCAAGAUGGGAUGAAAAGAGGGGUAUUUUUAGUCAUGCCUAGCAAGGUCAUGAUGCACAGAACAUUGUUUUUGUCUGCUUGUCUGAACAAAAAUACUGCACCAGAUACAACUGAGAAAUUAGACUUGGAUGGCUGGAAACAUGUAAUGCGAACUGCUGUGCAAGAGGAAAGCAGUGAAGGAACAUCAGACAGCGAAGAAGACUCUCGUGUAGCAGCUACUAGGGAACUUAUUGAGAUGUGGAGGCUUUCCGGUAAAGCUGUUCCAGAAAAUAUCAGCGAAGAGCAGUUAAAGAUCCUGAUGGACUCUCCCACUAAAUCUUCCAAAAAGAAAUAUUUACAGUUCUUGGCUAAAAAAGAAAAUAUGAAGAAAGCCGCAAAAGAAAAGAAAAAACAAAAGGCAGCCAAGACAGAAAUAAGUCCAGAAGCUCAGGAUUAUGUUGCUGGUGAGCUAAAAAACACAUUUCUCUUGAAGUUUUGGUCCAGAUCGGAAGAUGCUAUCUACAACUGGAGAGCUGCUCAGGCUAUGAUCUUUGGUCAACCUCUGGUGUUUGAUAUGGACUAUGAAAACUGUAUGUCGCGUAGAGAAAUGGAAAAUGCAGUAAAACAGCUGAUGGAAUCUGAAGGCAUCAAUCGUAGAGGAAAGGAUCCAUUUCACUUACAUUAUUGCAAUCUCAAAACAGGUGGUCUUUAUCACAAAGAAUUAAUCAGACGCUAUGGAGAUGCAUGGGACAAUUUGUUUGUGACAGUGACAGAAAAGGCUUACAAUGAAAUAUUUCCAAGAGAUCAGAUUGUCUAUUUGACUGCUGAUUCCCCCAAUAUAAUGAAAAAAUUUGAGCAUGAUAAAAUCUAUAUAAUUGGAUCCCUAGUUGAUAAGUCAAUACAGACAGGGGUCUCUCUCGCUCGUGCAAAACGCCUGAACUUGGCAACAGCACGACUUCCUUUGGACAAAUACUUGCAGUGGGAGGAAGGUGCCAAAAAUCUCACUUUGAAUCAGAUGAUGUCUAUCUUAUUAACCCUGAAGGAUACAGGAGACUGGAAGGAUGCUUUGCAAUUUGUUCCACGUAGAAAACAUGCAGGCUUUAUGGAAAUGUCCCUUUCAAAGGAUCAGAUUGAUGCAUGGAAAAAGACCAAAAUGCAUGAGAGAACAGUGGGCAAAGAAAAAUCACACAGAUCUUUUGCAGGGAAUUCUUCCAGAUGGCAAGUGCAGAAAAAGUGGUGGGAAGAUGUAUCUUAAUAGCAUAUUAGUCGUCAUUUUAUACCUGAUGCAAAUUUCAGUCAAAAUUUAGAUUUUUACUGUUAGAAGGGUUUGUCUAGCACACUUAAGGAGAAAAUAAAAAGAUUGAACAACCCAGUGUCCAAAAAUAUGCAAAGUGACUUUCACUUAUUGUGUAAACUCACCCAUCCCUUUUCCUAGGGAGAGAAUCAAUAUUUCUGGCUAUAGGUGUUAUCACUCAAGAUCUGUGAGUAAUACCAAACCUGCUUAUGUGAAAUGUGCAGCUUACUGUUAGCCCCCUUUGUGCUCAGAGGGAAAAAGUGACUAUAAUGAUUCAGGGGCAUGCUGAUGCAGCACUGUCAGGGCCCCUUUCCCACCCCUGGGGCAAAACAGCUUGCAGUUGCUUUGAAACAAUUUUCUUGGACAAUGAGCCCAUUUUUUCGUAGUUUGCAAUUAUGCCAAUUGUAUAGAGUUUAUGAGUACUUUGAGGGGUGGAUAUACUUGUGUUGGCAUAGCUGUAGUUAUGCUGGAAAAUAAACCCUAGUUUGUUUGGCUUUCAGCUGUGGUUUUGCUGUUUCCUUUAUAAGGAGAAAGCAGGAUAAUGAAAAUUUUAAUCUCAUGUUGCAUUAAUUUUUGAGAUAUUAUUCAGACACUUAUAUUUACUGGUUGAAUACAUAAGACCAAUUACCAACAGGUGACUUGGUGUGCCUAUAGCUGCUUGACCAUGUUAUGGGAGGUUAUGCCCUAUCUUUUAAUGUAUCUUUUAAUCAAAUAAUCUUCAUGGUUGAUUAUAGUUCUGGGGGAAAAUACAAGAAUUGAACAAACAAUAUUUGAAAAAUAGCCUUUUUGGCCAGGCAAUAUCUCCCAGGUUCAUUUGAUGCUGGCUCAUUGCCAAUGAUUCCAAGCCAUGGUGGGUAUCACACCAUUUGCUAAGGUACUGGGGUUUAACUAACCUGCCCUGGGGUGAGCUCUCUCUCACCAUGUGGUACCUUAGGCAUCUUUAUAAUCUUGUCAGACAGUAAUAAUGUUCAAGUUCGUUUAGUUAUCUCAGUAGACGGAGUAAGAUAGCUUCUUGGGGUUCCCUAUCAGAAGCAACUUCUGUUGCCAUUUAUCUGAUCAAUUAUGAAGAUGAUCAUUUAUUUCUAGAUAUUUAGCCUGUAAAUGACUUUGCAGAAACCUAAAUUCUGCUCUUUGUGGACACUUAACACAGAAAUAAAUUGUGCACUUUGUAGCCUGACUGUGAUCAUGCUAAAAGGUUCCCCAUCCCAGCAUUAUGGUAUGUGUAAUGACAUUGCAAGCGGUGAGAAUUUCCAGCACAAGUCUUAAUAUUGCCUAUCACCUUGAAGGCCCAAGUGAGUAUAGAGAUGAUGAACAAAUGCCUUUACUAAAUAAGUUGUCAUUACCUGAAAUUGGUGAGAUUACCUUAAUAAAUGACUGUGCAUUUACUGUGUAAAUAUUCAUAAUGUCCAAAAUACAGUGGUUUAUAUAGCUGAGGAUUUAUCACCCUAUAAGCAUCUGAAGACAUGGCUUUAUAUCCCCGAAAGCUAAUGCAAAAAUAAAACCAGUUAAUCUUAAA